Pipistrellus nathusii (Nathusius's pipistrelle) is the source of this 717-nucleotide messenger RNA. The record is from the annotation of a GenBank genome assembly. NCBI's taxonomy places the organism in Eukaryota, Metazoa, Chordata, Mammalia, Chiroptera, Vespertilionidae.
AUGCGGUUCCAGAACCGAUUCCAGAGGUUCAUGAACCACCGGGCCCCAGCCAAUGGCCGCUACAAGCCAACUUGUUAUGAACAUGCUGCUAACUGUUACACACAUGCAUUCCUCAUCGUCCCGGCCAUCGUGGGCAGCGCGCUCCUCCACCGUCUGUCUGACGACUGCUGGGAGAAGAUCACGGCGUGGAUCUAUGGCAUGGGCCUCUGCGCCCUCUUCAUCGUCUCCACAGUGUUCCACAUGGUGUCCUGGAAGAAGAGCCACCUGAGGACAGUGGAACAAUGUUUCCACAUGUGUGACAGAAUGGUUAUCUACUUCUUCAUUGCUGCGUCUUACGCGCCAUGGUUAAAUCUCCGUGAACUUGGACCCCUGGCAUCUCACAUGCGUUGGUUUAUCUGGCUCAUGGCAGCUGGAGGAACCAUUUAUGUAUUUCUCUACCAUGAAAAGUAUAAGCUGAUUGAGCUCUUUUUCUAUCUCACAAUGGGCUUCUCUCCAGCCUUGGUGGUGACAUCCAUGAACAACACGGAGGGCCUGCACGAGCUGGCCUGCGGGGGCCUGAUCUACUGCCUGGGCGUGGUCUUCUUCAAGAGCGACGGCAUCAUCCCGUUCGCCCACGCCAUCUGGCACCUGUUCGUGGCCACGGCGGCCGCCGUGCAUUACUACGCCAUCUGGAAGUAUCUCUACCGCAGCCCCACCGACUUCGUGCGCCACUUGUGA